UGUAGGGUUCACUUUCAAUUUAUUUUUCAGUUCAUGCAUUUUAAUCUGCAGCCAAUUUUACGCUUCCAACCCGACGAGAAAGGUUGAAGUUUCCCUAUACUUGGAAGUAGUAGUAGAAACGAAUCCAGAGAUUGCACCUGCAUCAUUGUGGAAUCGUAAGGACAUAGUCGAAUUCAAAAAUACAAUAAAGAAAGAAGGAAGCGAAGGUAUCAUCAAAGUUGGAUACGGAGAAACUGUCACUGUUCGUGUGCCUACUCACGAAGACGGUACAUGUCUAUUUUGGGAAUUCGCCACGGACUACUAUGAUAUUGGCUUUGGUGUUUACUUUGAGUGGACGAUUGCUGAUAGCAACCAGGUGUCAAUUCAUGUAAGUGAAUCUGAUGAUGAGGAUGAAUAUGACGAGACAGCUGGAGCCGAAUUUUUUGUUGACAUUUUCAUUUUUUUAGGUGGUAAUCCAGCGCUUGGAGACGUGGAAAGUGGAGGACCACCGCGCGCUUUCCGUGACCCUAACAAGCCAAGGCAGGAUGAGAUUAUUCCUGUAUACAGGAGAGAUUGUCAUGAAGAAGUCUAUGCUGGAAGUCACAGCUACCCUGGAAGAGGUGUAUAUCUCCUGAAAUUUGACAACUCUUAUUCACUCUGGCGAUCUAAGACGCUUUACUACCGUGUCUACUAUAGCAAGUGA
This is a messenger RNA of Angiostrongylus costaricensis, 682 nucleotides long. NCBI's taxonomy places the organism in Eukaryota, Metazoa, Nematoda, Chromadorea, Rhabditida, Metastrongylidae. The record is from the annotation of a GenBank genome assembly.